This is a messenger RNA of Girardinichthys multiradiatus, 1881 nucleotides long. It is a transcript of the gene apex2, whose product is annotated as APEX nuclease (apurinic/apyrimidinic endonuclease) 2. The transcript has 6 exons. NCBI's taxonomy places the organism in Eukaryota, Metazoa, Chordata, Actinopteri, Cyprinodontiformes, Goodeidae. The record is from RefSeq and is a predicted model, not a curated record. Gene Ontology annotation, molecular function: double-stranded DNA 3'-5' DNA exonuclease activity; endonuclease activity; DNA binding. Gene Ontology annotation, biological process: base-excision repair. Gene Ontology annotation, cellular component: nucleus. The coding region runs from base 50 to 1774 and encodes 574 amino acids.
UACUUCCGACUUUUCACAUUGGGUGUUUGCCGCUCUCUAGUCUGAAACUAUGAAGCUCGUCUCGUGGAAUAUUAACGGCAUUAGGACGUUUAAGGGCGGCAUUAAAACAGCCGUUGAUAGACUGGACGCAGAUAUCAUCUGUGUCCAGGAGACAAAAGUCACAAGAGACCUGCUGGACGAAAAGACGGCUAUUGUUGACGGUUACAACUCUUAUUUCAGCUACAGUCGAGGACGCAGCGGUUAUUCAGGGGUUGCAACUUACUGCAGGGAUAGUGCCACUCCUUUUGCUGCUGAAGAGGGCCUGACAGGUCUGCUGAACAACCAUGAAAGAAGUGUUGGAUGCUAUGGAGCCCACACUGACUUUUCAAAUGAGGAGCUGCAGCUUUUGGACAAUGAGGGGCGAGCCAUCAUCACGCAACACAAAAUACUGUGUCAGAACAAAGAGAAGACUGUUUCUGUAAUAAAUGUCUACUGCCCACGGGCUGACCCAGACAAGCCAGAGCGAAAGCUGUUCAAGCUGCAGUUCUACAAGCUGCUUCAGAGUCGGGCCGAAGCUUUAUUAAAAGGCGGGAGCCAUGUGAUUAUUUUAGGAGAUGUGAAUACUUCUCAUCGGCCAAUAGACCACUGUGACCCAUGUGAUAUUGAUGAUUUUGAUGAAAAUCCUGGGAGGAAAUGGCUGAAUGGCUUUUUGUACAGUAGCAGGCAAGAAGAAGAAGAGGAGACUGACGAAGAGGACCAUAAUAAAGAGAUUGAGAUAACAGAUUGUGCCCAUAUGGGAAGAUUUGUAGACACCUUCCGGUACUUUCACCCAGCUCGUACCAAUGCCUUCACGUGUUGGUCCACCCUCACUGGAGCCCGACAAACUAACUACGGCACACGAAUUGAUUAUAUAUUUGCGGACCGCCGGCUCGUCCAGGAGCAGUUUGCAGGGGCAGACAUCAUGCCUGAGGUGGAGGGCUCGGAUCACUGCCCCGUUUGGGCGCAACUGAAAUGUUUGCUUCUUUCCAGCUCCAAACCUCCACCCCUCUGCACUCGCUAUCUGCCAGAGUUUGCUGGCAAACAGCAGAAACUCUCUCGCUUCCUGGUUAAGGUGGACCAAAAGCUCUCUCAGACUGAGCCGAAGGAAGCUUUACCUGAAUCUCAGGAAGAGGAGGAACGAAGGGAGAACGUGAACCCAUUUCACGCCAAUAACGUCUCUGGUAAAAAACGGUCAUCCGCAUCAGAAUCUGUUGCCCCUAAGGGGAAAAGGUCUAAGAUAACAAAUACCUCUUUAAAGCCACGGGGUAACCUCCUUUCUUUCUUCAAACCCAAGCUCACAGAUGUUGAACAAUGUGAAAACAAACCUGGUCUGGAUGAAUUUACCGCAUCACACAACAACCCUAAGGCAUCCACAACUAGUGAGCUGUGUUCAGGCACGGGCACCACAACUGAAGACACCGAGCUUGUUGUCGAUGCUCCAUCCCAGCUGUGCACCAGCAGCACCACAGGAGAAAAGGACAGAAUGGUGAAGACCAAACAGUCGGCCUCUCAGCUCUCUGUGGGGCAAUCGGAUGUCAAGAAAGGAGCAUCAUCUGUGUUUUGGAAGUCUGUGCUCCACGGUCCACCCCCAGCCCCCUGCUGCAAGGCGCACAAGGAACCUUGCGUGCUUCGUACUGUGAAAAAAGAGGGCCCAAACAUGGGCAAACAGUUCUUUGUGUGUGGACGGCCUCAGGGACAUGCCUCCAACCCAGAGGCUCGCUGUAAUUUCUUUAUGUGGGUAGAAAAAGGAAAGUAAAGUGUUCAGCAGUUAAAACUUCAUACAGAUACGUCUCAUCAUUUCCCAUUUUUUAUAGAUUUAUAUUUGGUUUUUUUACUUAAAAAAAAUAAAGUAGUUUUAUAUUA